This is a messenger RNA of Insectozyma verbasci, 264 nucleotides long. The record is from the annotation of a GenBank genome assembly. Lineage: Eukaryota; Fungi; Ascomycota; Pichiomycetes; Serinales; Debaryomycetaceae.
AUGUCAGAAUCACAACAACAACAACAACAAUUAGUAUCUAGUUCAAGUAAAAAUUUGUUAAAUGAUAAAUGGGAUGUAGUAUUAUCAAAUGCAUUAAUUAAAACUGGUUUAGGUUUUGGUGGAGGUGUUUUAGCAUCAAUAUUAUUUUUUAAAAGAAGAUCAUUUCCAGUUUGGGUCGGCAUUGGAUUUGGAUUAGGUAGAGGUUAUUCAGAAGGAGAUGCUAUAUUUAGAUCAAAUCAUGGUUUAAGAACAGUUAAAGCAUAA